CUAUAGAAAGAGUAACACAACACUCCAAGAGAGGAGGGGCCAAGCACGAAAAUAUAAUAAGAAGGGGAACGUAGUGAAUGGUUUCUGGAAGAUUAAAAGAAAACUUCAGUAUGGUUUUGGGGGUUUGGUGCAAGUUCGGGGAGAGUCUCAUACGGUUCCAUUCUCUUUAUGUUGAAAAUCGUAAGGUAGAUCAUUUUUAAGACCAGUCUUUUCCACGCCGUCGAAGACGUUUCAACAGAAUGCAUUUCUUCCUUGGACUGUACCUAUUGGUACUGAACCACAUUUUUAUCGUGUCGGCUACGAGUAGCAAGUGCCAAACCGAAUGCGCAAAGUUCAGCACCGUACCAGACAAUACAAAGCUAAAUCGCGGAAUUCGGGAACGCGUUAAUUCGACACUUAAUGUUCUUAACGAAACGUGGAAUUUGGGAUAUCCUUCGUAUCAUGACACAUUUUUGCUUAAUACUAGCGUCGAGGCGCCGAACGUUAAUGAGGAUCCUACGAGAAUCGAUAUAAUUUCACCUAAUUGGUUCACACAAGUUUGGGAGGCUAGUCAUUCACUUUUGGAAAAUUUGAGUCCUGCGUGUCAGAGAGAUGCUGCGGUUUAUCUUCAGGAAAUUAAGAACGUGACGGAAUGGGCGAUCAGAAUGAUGGACGCUUCUGCGAAAUUUCCUCACGGAAUUCUCAUGGGGAAUAUAAGAACUCUGGGAGACUUUGACGAGUGUCUCUCUGUGGUUGCUCCAAUGGAAAUCAAACCGCAAUACUGCAUGGCGAAUAUUCGUUUGAAUAAAGGAUUGAUCCGCGAGAAGUAUCCGAAGUGGUUUGAACUAUUGCGACAGUCAACCUAUGAUCGUAUUGAUACAGAAAUAGAAGAGCUUGUACGAGGAAUAUUUCCGGCACCAAAAGCAUCUAGAUUCGAAUGGGCUAUAUGUGUUCCUGCAUCCUGCUCGCACAGGGAUGUUCAGGAUAUUCUAAAUGUGGCUGCAGCUAGGAUCCUACCGGGUACCGGUACCUUUGUAGAAGUGACUCCUGAAGAUUGUUACAAUAACGAACCUAGAGAAAAGUUUACGCGAGGAGAUUAUAUAAUAUUAACUCUCUUGGGUCUUAUAAUUUUACUGGUGCCGAUAGGAACGUUAAUCGAUAAUGUAACCCAUCAAAAAGAAGGAUUACUUUUCGAUAUAUUCAGAGCCUUCUCCCUAAGUCGUUCCUGGAAUAAGUUGACUAAUUUUGCCAAUUCGGAGAAAGAUACGAUAGGAUGCAUAGAUGGGAUGAGAUCGCUAUCAGCUCUAUGGGUUGCACUCGGUCAUCAAGGUCUAGUUUCAUCGAAUUUACCCUAUACGAAUAAGAUAUCCUAUUUCAACACCCACAAGAUCUACGCAAUAUUGCCAAUUUGGAAUUUCUGCCUGGCGGUUGAUACAUUUUUAAUAAUUGCUGGCUUAGUACGUUGCUACAGUCUAAUGCUAAGCUUAGAGAAAAGAAGAGUUAAUCAUGUCAAGAAGUUUCUUCAAAGAUACUUAAGACUGACACCAGUCUUGUUGGCAGUCGUUGGAAUUUAUAUUACCGUUUUACACAGACUGUCAACAGGUCCAUAUUGGAAGAAACAAGUUGACAGCAAUAGUCUUGCCUGUAAGAUAAAUUGGUGGCAGCCUAUUUUUCAUAUGAACAAUUACGAUAAGGAUAACGCGAAUAGGUGUGUCUUACAGACUUGGUACACUUCUAUGGAUAUACAAUUAUUUCUUAUAUCUCCAUUGCUGAUCAUUCCUCUACGGUAUAGUCCAAAAUUGGGUAUAGCAUUUUUGUGCAUUCUCAUCGCCGUUGUUACCGGAAUUCAGGCGCUGACAUUAUGGAUACUGAACUUGCCUGGGUUACCAAUUACGUUUCAGAGAAACGAAGAAAUACUGAACAUGCAUAUAACUAUGUAUUACGAUCAUACUCACAUAAGGAUAGUACCCUACUUAAUUGGAAUUCUGACAGGUUACUUUAUGUACUGUCACAAGAGCAUCACGAUGUCUAAGAUCCAACUGAUUAGUGGAUGGUGCUUAGCAUUAUUUGCGUUCUUAUACCCUAUUAUGGGUUCCUAUGACAUUAUUACUAAUGAGAAAACUUAUAAUGCCGGGAAUCAUAUAUUGUUUGGUACAAUUCAUAAAUCUAUCUGGGCUCUAGCGAUGGCCUGGCUCAUUUUUGUCUGUUACUAUGGAUACGGAGGAAUUAUCAAUAGUAUUCUAUCUUCCAAAAUAUUGAAACUGUUAUCACGGUUAUCAUACAGCAUUUUCGUGUCACAUUUCAUAACGUUAAUAAUUUUUGCCGGUCACUUACGAACGCCAAAACACAUGAACUUCUCAACAAUGAUAAAGGAUACUUGCGGUGAUCUGUUCCUUAUAAUAUUAAUAGCCGCUUGCUUGCAUCUCGUGAUAGAAGUGCCAUUCGAAAAGCUUUCACAAAUGUUAUUCGCGCGAAAGCGGGAAGAAAGAAAAAAGACAGAAUGACAAAGUCCAAAAAUGAAAAUAAAAUCAAAAAAGAGAAAUGACCAAGAGUGGAUAACUGAAAAGAAAUGAAGAGGAUAGAAACAAUAAAAAAAUUGCAAGAAAUAUCAAACUCAGUCUUAGUCUGUAUAAUAUAGUUAGAUAAGAAGUAGGACAGGCAACUUCAAUAAAAUAAAAGAUAUUUCGAAUAAAGCGAUUCACGUCCUGAGAAGAGCA
Molecule: messenger RNA, 2696 nt
Organism: Cephus cinctus (wheat stem sawfly)
Lineage: Eukaryota; Metazoa; Arthropoda; Insecta; Hymenoptera; Cephidae
Product: O-acyltransferase like protein
Exons: 11
Coding region: 240-2483 (747 amino acids)
Molecular function (GO): acyltransferase activity, transferring groups other than amino-acyl groups
Source: RefSeq, a predicted model, not a curated record